Messenger RNA from Uncinocarpus reesii 1704, 1074 nucleotides. RefSeq lists its product as uncharacterized. Lineage: Eukaryota; Fungi; Ascomycota; Eurotiomycetes; Onygenales; Onygenaceae. Gene Ontology annotation, molecular function: structural constituent of ribosome. Gene Ontology annotation, cellular component: mitochondrial large ribosomal subunit. The record is from RefSeq and is a predicted model, not a curated record. The transcript is spliced from 3 exons. The coding region runs from base 1 to 1074 and encodes 357 amino acids.
AUGUCUGCCGGAACACAGGGUAUCAGGCGUGUAGCGACGCUGCUGACGUCGAGAUCAACAUUCGACAAUGCAAUCUGCCGAAGCUGUCAAGAGACCCUAAACCGCCGGGGAUAUGCCUCUGCUGCAGCUGCACCAGUCUCUUCCUCUAUAGAUCCGUCUUCCAACACGCCGCUACCUCCCUCGUUGACGACAUCGACCCCCUCAAUCUCCACAUCCUCCGCUUCACAACCCGUGUACACCAUUAAAGCAGGCUUGGUUCUCUCGCGUGCGCCUCAGAUCACCCGUGACCUCACUCCAUUCGAGAAAUCAUUUUAUUUUUACCAGCGCCGCUUGAACGAACGCCUUGCUCUACCCUUUACUAGAUAUUUCUACUUCAAAAGAGGCACGCCGGAAGACGUUGAAUGGAAACGACGGUACAAGGAACGUCAAACCCCGGCUAGAGAUAUUGGCCAAUACAAUGCCUAUUCUAAAGACGCGUGGAAUGACGAACUACUCGUGGGAGCCAUUGAAUCCGAGCCGGAGCACCAGGUCGAAGCUUUGGUAAAAGACGCGGAGGGAUAUAUUGUGAACGAGUCAGAAGAUGGUGAUGUGAAAAAGGAAACGAUUCCUAGACCAUUACUGAGAGUUACGGAGGCGGAUCAAAAAAACGAUCAAACCAGUCUGGAUCGUUUGUUGCAAAGAACAAUUUAUUUGCUGGUUAAAUCAAAGGACGGCUACUGGUCAUUUCCCAGUACGGUUGUGGAUCAGGCAGCAAAAGAGAGUUUACGAAUGGCGGUCGAACGAGGCGCUUUCCAAACCGCAGGUCCAAACAUGAACAUGUGGAUGGUCGGCUACCACCCUGCUGGCCAUUAUGUAUACAACAAUCGCAAGCCAAAGCAAACCCCUGAGACCGGCGUACAACUCCUGGGCGAAAAGACAUUUUUCAUGAAAGGCCGCAUUCUGGCUGGCCAAGCAGAUUUGGCCGCGAACACGCAAGGGAUCACGGAAUUCAAGUGGUUGGCAAAGGAAGAAAUCCAACAGCACGUGAAUGCGCAAUAUUGGAGUGCUGUCAAGAAUAUGCUCGCUGAGAGAUAA